Molecule: messenger RNA, 522 nt
Organism: Schistocerca gregaria
Lineage: Eukaryota; Metazoa; Arthropoda; Insecta; Orthoptera; Acrididae
Product: myristoylated alanine-rich C-kinase substrate-like
Exons: 3
Coding region: 1-522 (173 amino acids)
Source: RefSeq, a predicted model, not a curated record
AUGGAAGACGACAAACUACUCGACCUCCCACCAAAAGCACACGGCGAAAGAGCUGACAAGAUGUCGAGUAGUGGCGGCGCGGAUUCUUCUUCCACCGAACCAUCGGAACAUUCGCCUGGCUUGUCUCCUACGGGAUCCCUGCGGAGGAGGAAGACAUCUCAAAAGCGUCGUUUGGCACACCAAGCAGCAGAGACUUUGGCCUUCGCUCUCAGGGAAAAGCUGAAAGAUAUACAGGGCAAGGAUCAGGAGGCAGAAGAUCUGGAGGCAGUAGGGACUGCUGGGCACCCGGAGAGAACGGACAGGCAAGAAGACCCGGAGGGUGCCAGCCAGCCAGCCAGCCAGCCAGCCAGCCAGCCAGCCAGCGGUACAGCCGAGCAGCAGCAGCAGCAGCAGCAGCAGCAGCGGUCCCGACCAGCAUCAGCGGUCCAGCCUGUAGCAGCCGGCCACCCCUCCUGCAGCAGCGGUCCAGCCAGCCAGCCAGCCAGCCAGCCAGCCCGCCCUCCAUCAGCGGCAGCGGCUUGA